AUGAGUACUGCCAGAUUCAAAAAAACAGAAGUUAGAAUAUAAGAGAUGUAAACUGAAAUAGAUGUUCUCAUGACUUAACUCUAAUCUAAUUCAAAGAAUAUAUCCUCAUCUUAAUCAGAACAUUUGUAGAUGCUGAUCGAGGAUAUUCAUUCUACUAAUUUUCAAACUUAAGAACUUUCCAAAGAAUCAGAGUAAUUAACUGAUGCUUUAUAUUCUCAAUCAGAUCAUGAUGUAACAUUGGCAUAAGCAUAAAUGAAAAAAAUAUAAGGUUCUUUGAAUCAAUCAUUAUCUAGCACAAAAUAAGUAAAUUUAUUUUUUAAUAUUUAGAAUCUCUAAAAUGUAGAGAGAGAAAUAGAAUAGAUAGAAAAGGGCUUGUACACUAUUUAAGAAUAAAAUAAAGUCUAUACAGAAAGUCUAUGUAAAUUUAAAGAAAACCUGAAAAUGUGUGAUUCUUAGGUUGUUAAAGUGCUUGAUUAAAAUUCAUACAAUAAUUGGAACAAAAUAAAGUAAUAUUUCGAUAUUGAUAUAAUUUAAACUUCUGUUCCAUUAGGUCUUAUAAUGAAACUAUAAUUAUACAUUCUUAAAUUAACAGAAGUUUGUAAUUCUAAUUAAAUUAAAGGCAAAUAAUAGAUUAAUGAAGAAGUAGCAAAUCUUUUAAUUGAAAUUAAUUCAUAACAUUUACUAUUCUAAAACAUAAACUUACUCGAAUAGUAUAUAACAGUAGUUUUAAAAUCUAAUAAUAAGGUUAAUUUAUUUAUAUUCAUUUAAAAAUGCUUAAAUUCUAUGCAUUUUAAUUUUUGUUAAGUAGCAUAAAUUUUUAAUUAACACAAUAUAUCUUAUAAGAUAUAAUAAUCCAUUUCAUAAGAAAUAAGCAGUAAAAAUCAUUCUAUAAAAUAAUUGUAAAUGAAGAAAUCAUAAUUGAUUAUAGAAAUGGAGAAAUACAAAAAAUAAAAUAAAGAUUUAAUUACUUAACUUACUCUUUUAGAGAAACAGUUAGAAAAAUAAAUAGAAGCUGAAACUCAACAUCUUUUAGCUAUGUACAUGAGAGAUAAAGAAUAGAGUAUAAAUGAAAUUAAAAAGAAAUAUGGUAAAAAGUAUUUUGAUGGUAUGCUCUAAGAUGUAAAGCAAGAGUUUAAGAAAAUUUGUCUUACUUAAUAAGUAUAAUACGCAAAUAGUAUUGAAUAAGCUUUCUUAAGAGUAGAUGUUAUUAAUAUAUAGUUAAUGAAUAAUAAAACAAAAGCAUAAUAAUUAAUUUAAUAAUACUCAUAAUAAAAAUUUAAAAAAGCUAGCAGUUUAAUUAUUUAAUUAAAUGGAAUUGAUAAAAGAGAAUAUUUGUUAGAAUUACAAUAAUGCAAGAUAUCACUUUUGCAAAUAGAAAAUAAAGUAGAGAGAAAAAUAAUUGUCUAAGAUUUAGAUGAAUUAAUAUUACAAAUUUAAUAUUAAAUAAAUGAUAUCAAAUUAAGAAUCUAAGCUAGCAAUGUUCCUUAAAAAAAUAGAAGUGAUUCUAUUGACACAUAGAGGAAGACUAAUAGAAUUAUUGAACAUCAUAGAUCAUAAUCAUAAACUCCUAUUCAAUCUCCAUAAGAAAAUGCUUCUUAAAUUAAAUUAUAACUUUUAAAUAUAAAUUUACCAAUUAAAAAUCCAUUAGACAUGUUUGAUUCCAGUGAUGAUCCAAUUACAUCAAAUAAUAGUCAUAUUUAAUUAAGCUUUUGUGAAAAUUAGAGUAACAAAAGUAAAGAUUAAGAAAAGUUGAGUAAAACAAUUUUAGUCUAAUAUAAUUUAAGUAAUAUAAAUACUCAAUAAUCAAAUAAUACUGAUAGUCUUACUAAUUCCAGAAAUGAUGAAAAUUAAAAUAAUUUAAACAAUUAGUAAAAUUUACAUCAAUCAAAUCCAUAAAAGAAACCAUUAUUAAAGGAAGUCAAAAAUAUUAUGAAUAAUUCAGAAUAAAUUUAAAAUAGUUUGAAAUCUAGUAGAACAAAAAAAGAUAUUUAAUAAAAAUAGAAUUUUACCAGUCAUAAAAAUAAGUUGAAUAUUUUAAUUUAUUUAAAAACAUAAGAAUCAGAUCUUGCCUAUGAUCCUAUUUUAAAUUAUGAACAUGAUCCAUUUAUAUUUGGAUAUAGGCUAUUUAAGAUAGAUGAUUAAUUAAAUGUAAAAUAAUUGAACAUAUAAAUAGGUAUAUAAAUCUUAAGAGGAAAGAAUCAAUUUACAAAACUUUGAUAAUUUAGAUGAUCUUUUAAAUCAAUUCAAUAUAAAACAAACUUAAUUAGAGAAUAUAAAAGAAAUUGAAAUUGUAAAUAUAAUUAUAUAUCAUUUUAGAAUAAUUGUAGUAUGACAGCAUUAAAAUUUUAAAAUAUAUAUGAAUCUACACUUAGACAUGCUUGUGUAGACAGUUUAGCUCUAAGACAUUUGAGAGUUCGCUUUUUUCCUUUUAUUUUUGUUGGAAAUUAGCAAUCCCAUGUUGGGUUGGCUGUCAAGAAAGAUGAUAUAUUGUCCUUAUAGAAGCUAUUCUCAAAAUGA
This is a messenger RNA of Paramecium pentaurelia, 2517 nucleotides long. The record is from the annotation of a GenBank genome assembly. NCBI's taxonomy places the organism in Eukaryota, Ciliophora, Oligohymenophorea, Peniculida, Parameciidae.